Punica granatum (pomegranate) is the source of this 5252-nucleotide messenger RNA. Lineage: Eukaryota; Viridiplantae; Streptophyta; Magnoliopsida; Myrtales; Lythraceae. The record is from RefSeq and is a predicted model, not a curated record.
AAUAAGGGCCGCGGGGUGGACUCAGAAGACUUUCACUUCUUUUCAGAAGAAACGAUCCAGAAGUUUGUUGAGUCCUUUUUCUCGUCUGCUUUGGAGCUUUUUCCUUUUGCCAAAUUCCGCUAUCUGCUAGCUUGUUGUCUUCCCGCUCGUGAUCAUACCAUAUCUGCGAGAUCAUGGAGGUCGACUUGCCCAGUCUCUGCGGAAACCGUGGAUCCAAAUGGAACCUGAAUCUAUCUAGAAGUGGAUAGUUCUAAGAUAUCGGAACUGAACCUACCCUGACCGUUGAAAAGGACAAGUUUGGUACUGCGCAUCUAACUGCUUGUGCCAGGACCAAUUUUUUUCCGGGUCCAACAUUCUUGCAUAUUCAGGCAUCUCGAGGUUUAUUUAUAGAAACUAUAAGCCUCGAAGGUUGGAGGGCUUCUCGACAUUUUAGCUCAGGUAGUGCGUCUGGGGAUCAUCAGUCGAAGAGUGUAUGCUGAAGGUGAGGGGAGGUCUACCAAGUCACUGACAGAUGGGGAUGGAACAAGGAUGAAAGGGGAGUAAGUAGCAGUGGAGUCGCUGUUCAUUGUUUGCUUUGUCCAUGUCGCUGCAAAAUGCCGCUCCAAAAUAACCCAGAACUAUCUACAGUCUGGAGAUCGGGACAACCCUUUUUUAAGUUAGCGAGGCUUUUCCUACAUUGCAGCUCUGCUAUUGCCAGUCUUCAUUCAUCAGUGGUAGACCAUUGAAGUUGCCUAAGGAUCUGUAGCUGGCAUGGGUAAGCCAAGGGACAAGUUCUGGGAUCACGCUGAAGCUAUAUCUAAUGAAGGUGAAGGGCCUCGUUGGAAGUGUAAGUUCUGCAACAAAAUAUUUUCCGGGGGAGCUUCUAGGAUAAAAGCACAUUUGAGUAAGGCCGGAGGUGGAGGAAUUAAAGUUUGCGAAGCAGUUGAUGAAGCUACAAUGGAAGCAGCUAAGGAGGCACUUGAAGGACUGGAGUCGAAUAAAAAGAAUACAAAGAGAAGAAGGCUGGAGACUGGUAUGAGUUCACCGUCAGUGAACCCACAAGUGGCGGAUCUGCAACCUACUCUGCCAUUUCUUGGCCAGAGCAACCUCGAUUCACUACUGCAGGGGAGUCCUGAUGCAAUUCAUGGAACCGGCUUGCCAAGGCAGUGUGAGCUGAUGGAUCUGGACGACAUCUCGACUUGCUCCGGUUUUGGGGAAUCUACUAUGUGUGCCAGGAUGCAAGAAUUCAGGGAUGAAAUACUGGUAGAAGGUCCAUCAAAUGCUCAAAUCAAUGACCAAAGUAACAUGCCAUGGUCAAUCUUUGAUGCUGCCGCAGUUGACAGAUCGGAUUGGCAUCAAUAUGGCACUCUCCCAGAACAAGUGCUGCACCUUGUGUCAGAUGAUCACUGUCGUUCGAUGGCACGUGACUUGCAAGGUGAAAAUGCAAACUCACCAUCACCUGAGAUCCAAUCCUUGCAACCAGAUGCUCCCAUUCUGCUACCUGUGAAGGCUCGGCCACCUCUUUCUGAAAGCACCCUCAAGGUGAGAACAUCAGAGGUUAAUAUCUGUGAAGACAACCCAGUGCAAGGCGAGCAUGAUCCAUUAGUUGAAGCAUGUAAAGCUAAUAACACUAUGAUCAUGCAACCCGAUCGUUUUGAUCCAAUGCAAAUCGAUCUAGAUCCCAACAAUGGGGGCAUUGCUUCACUUCUCCCACAGCUUUCUUCUGGGUCAAUCUCAGCUGCAACGGAUUUUAAACAAGAUGAGAUGUUAGCACCCAAAUUAACGGGUCGGGAUUUCAUCGUGGAUAAGCUCUGGGACUUCUUAAUGAAAGAUAAUAUUUUACGCAUUGGCGUCUAUGGGAUGGGGGGAGUGGGGAAAACCACAACCAUGAAGCACCUAUAUAAUAAAUUAUGUGCAAGUACUGCCUUUGCUAAUGUAUUAUGGAUUACUGUGUCUAAAGAUUGCAGAAUCCAUGACCUUCAAAACAAGGUUGCGAAAGCACUCAAUGUGCCGGACCUUUUCAAGGACGUUGACGAGGCGAUGAGGUCAACAUUGUUGUUCAACCAUUUGAGAAAGAAAAUGAAAUCUUUAAUUAUUUUAGACGAUAUCUGGCAGCAUUUUGAGCUCAAAGAGGUAGGAAUUCCAGUGAUGAAAGAUGGCAUUCAGCUUGUAUUGACCACUCGUGAUGUUGGUAUUUGUCAGAGGAUGUUGUGCCAAGAGGUAAUUAGGGUCAAGCCCCUAUCUGAUGAAGAAUCGUGGAACUUGUUUUUAGAGACACUUCAUUCUGAUCUAUCUCCUAGUCGGAUAGCUAUUGCAGAGAGUAUCGUAAAGGAGUGCAAGGGGCUGCCACUCGCUAUUAAUGUUUUGGCGGGAAGCAUGAGGGGAGUGGACAGUGAUCAUGGAUGGGAAGACACACUGGAAAAACUAAAAAAACCAGAAGCUCUGCAAGAGGACAUGCGAACAGGUGUUUUCCCAAUUCUACUACACAGUUACAGCCGCUUGAAUGUAAAGAAGCAACAGUGCUUCUUACAAUGCGCUCUGUAUCCUGAGGAUUGGAAAAUCUAUACAGGAGAAUUGAUAGAAUCUUAUAUUGAUGAGGGGUUGAUUCGUGGGGAUAGCAGGUGGAAGAUGUACAACGAAGGCCACCAAGUAUUAGAUGAACUAGUAAAGGCAUGUCUCUUAGAAGAGGUAGCUCAUUACUCUUAUAAUUAUCAUUUUUAUGAUAUUUAUGGAGGUCGGAGAAGAGUUAGGAUGCAUGAUGUGGUUCGACAUAUGGCAUUGUACAUUAUGAAUGGAAACAGCCCAUGCAUGGUAAAAUCUGGCUUAGGUUUGGAAGAUGUGCCGAAUGAGGAUGAAUGGUUCCCUAGUCUUCAAAAGGUCUCCUUGAUGUACAAUAAAAUAGAAGUAGUUCCAUCCAUGUCACCAAACUGUCCCCAGCUCUCAACUCUAUCGCUAAGGGGAUGCUCGGGACUAUGUGAUAUCCCACAAUGUUUUUUUGAGCGUAUACGGGAGUUGAAGGUUAUUGAUUUGAGCCAUACUCACAUCACAAGAGUGCUUGGAUCUGUCAUAAACCUGGACAAGUUGAACGCACUAUUACUCAGAAAAUGCUCUAAAUUAUCUCGUAUUCCGUCCCUGGUGAAGUUGACAUUGCUAAAGAAGUUGGACCUCCGAGGGUGUAAAGGUAUUGAAGAAGUACCAGAUGGUUUGGGAAUGUUGGUUAAUCUAACAUAUCUCGACUUAUCAGAAACAAGAAUUGAGAGGAUUUCAAAUGGAGUAAUCAGUGAGUUAAAGAAGCUACAGUAUCUUAGAGUGGAGUAUAUAGAAGUGAAGGGAGAAGAAGUUGGAAAAUUGAAGAAGUUGGAGCUACUCCAAUGUCGUUUUCUAAAUGUAAAGGAGUUGAACAAGUACACACAGGCGCAGCAAGCAACAACUAUAAAGUCAUACAUUCUCCUCAUAGGACCUCAUGCAAAUCAUAAGUAUUGGCAUAAUAUGCGCCAGUUUGUACAUAAUAAUGAUGAUGACAAUCUUUGGGAUAAGAAAGUCGUAAUUAUGGGUGAAGGGCAGUACAACAUAGGAGAAGUCUGUCAUCUCCCAAGAGACAUGAAGGCAUUGCGGAUUGAUGGUUUCUCUGGGAGCUGGAAUACGUCCAGCUUUUCACAGCUUGAAGAACUAGAGGUGCUACACAUAGAAAACUGCGGUGAGGUAACGGCAUUGAGUGGCAGUGGGAGUGCAAGUCGAGGACAGCCUGGAGACCAUUGCCCCAAUCUCAAGGUGCUGGUCAUCCGUAAAUGGCCAAAACUAAAGCAUAUGUUGGUGCUUGGACGUAGCUGCAGUAGUACUUUCUACCUUAAGAAACUAAAAUGGUUUAGGAUACAUGGUUGCAAGGAGCUGGAGAGCAUAGUAGCAGCAGAAGAAGCAUCAUCAUCAUCAUCAUCACCACCACCACCACCACUGCUGCCACCAGGUGCAUUCUCCCAAGUCCAAUCAAUUCGCAUCAUUGACUGUCCAAAGAUGAAGAAUUUGAUAGGGCCUGAAUUGCUUCCUCAUCUCCAUUUCCUCCAGUGGAUAUCCAUUGAUGGCGCCAUCAAUAUGGAUGAGAUAAUAGUAAUGCCAUCCCCACGUCGUCCUCCAGCCAUGUCCCCCCUUCUUCCUCUCCUUACAAGCAUAUAUGUCUCGGGAAGUGAAAAGAUGAAGCGGGUGCUAAGUGUUGAAUUAUUCAUGAUCCUCCCCAACCUCCAGGAAAUCACUGUCCAGAGAUGUGGACAGAUGAAGGAGGUGAUAGGCCAAGAAUUAUUAUUAGACCACGGAGCCACGUUCGGAACCAACAAUACGAGCAGCUUGUUGUCGCACCCAAUUGCAGCAUCUCCUGAUCAAUUAAGUGCAAGAAAGCUGACCUUGAAACUGUACCACCUUGAGGAGUUGGAGAGCAUAUGCAGUUGGGCUGGACUUCGGGAUCUCAUACAUGUCAUUGAUAUAAAGAACUGUCCGAAGCUGAAAAGGAUUGAAAUGCUUGAUGUUCAUGAUGGAAUGAUAGUCGCUUCUCCUCCGCCUUCUCUAAAGGAGAUAUUACUAUCAAUAGACGGAGAUGGAGAAUGGUGGGAUUCUCUGGAGUGGUUCCACCCCGUGGCCAAGACUGCCCUUGAACCUUAUGUGUUCAUCACCCCCAGAUAUCCGACUCACAAAAUUCCUAUACAGGAAUGGCGGUCGGCCAUAAUCUUAGGGAGGAAACCUAAAAUGUGGCGGAGGAAGUAAUGAUGCCCGUCAAGGCUGGCAUAUGUGCAGAAUCUGUGGAAGGGGAGCUUUAUGUGUUCUAUACCUGCACUUAUCCUUUGUGCAUAAAUCGCUGAUUACGCAUGUGUAAGAGGAAGCAAAGGAUUGUGCAGGACAUGCAUGAAGACGACAGUGGUUAUCGAAAAUGCUCCGCAGGCAAAUCGAGAACGGAUACGUAUUUGAUAUGUCUAUGGUUGGUAGUCUACUACUUUUGAAUUCUAGUUCUAUUCCUUUUCUCGUGAUACGUAGUAAAAGAUGUUCUCUUAUAAUUAAAUAAACAUUUGGCUCGAGAACUUGAAAAAGCUGAUGUUCCAUAUGUUUGUGAUUUGCAUGGAAGAAUCUCCCAUGGCAAGGGAAUCUUGGCCUUCCAAGGUGGUGGUCCAUGUUCUGGUUUUAUUUUUCGAGAGAAUUAUAUUGAUUAUCAUAUAUGUGGUUACGUUUGGUACACCUGAACGAGAAGAAAGAGAAUGGGAUGGUCCAAUAAGAGCAUUCCACUUUUGAUA